UUCAGUCGGCCAAUCAGGUUCUAAAAGUAUCUGAAUUACUUUUUAUAUUCAAUUUUGUAUGUAAAAUCAGGAAAAAAUAGUACCAAAAUUUUAAAAAAACAAUAAAUCCUCAAAUUUUGCUUUUUCUUGAAAAUUUUGCUGAAUUUUGUCUUUGCCCAUUUUUAAAAAAUCAAUAUUUCAAAAUUUUUUAAAUGAAAAAAGACUUUCAAAAAACCACUUUUCAGUUUUUUCUAGGUAACUCCAUGAGUUCGAUCUAAUGAUCAAAAAAAAAAAUUUUGCUUAUCUUUUGAAUUGUCGGCACCUUACUACGUACCGAAAAGCUUUAACUUCAGAAAACUCAAUAGUACGAGAAGUAUAAUAACUACACUUGUUUCUGUUGUUCAGUGUUUUCAUAAAAAUGCUGUUUACCGAGAAAAGCUUUUCCUUAUUUAAGUCGACUGAGUGAAACUCAAGGAGACUUAUUGCUUUGCACCCAGAAAAAUGCUUCUUUCUUCCUUUCCACACGGGGUUUUCUCGUUCGAGUCAGACAGUCGUUCUCAGUUAUUUCUGAUCGAACAGGUUUGCAAAAAAGAUGAUUUGAAAGUGUAUAGAUUGUAGAUGACACAUCUGAAAGUAGUUUUCGGAUAUUUGCUUUAGUUAUCUUAUAAUUAGUGUCAUAAAAUGAGUAUAUUUUUGAGACAACUCUAUCGUUCUUCUAUGAGAUCAUUAAUCGUCACCUGAUUCAUUUCAUAGUGAAUAUAUGGUACAGUGCUGGUUAUGAUGAAAUCUAUACGACAGUAGAAGAUAUGAUACGAUAAUGAAUCAGCUGAUAUAGGAAUAUAGGAAUUCUUUUUGAAAAAUAGUCAAACUUUUAUGAGUUUGUAGAUGUUCUAAUUUCGUCUGUUUACCGCUCUACUCAGUCGACUUUCCAAUCUUUGUGUAGCAUAGUUGGUCUCUAGUUAGUCUUCCUUCUCAGUUUCAUACAUUAACAUGUCAAAUCUGAGAAAAAUGAUGCGAUGAUUUUUAGUCCUUAAAUUAUUUUACGGUAUAUACUAAAAACGUUUCAAACCUGAUGAUCUAGAAAUCAUGUUUGAAACAGACUAUUAGUCUUACGAUCAUAUUCUAAAAUCGAUUCUUUGACCUACUACUAACAGAAAUGCAUGAUAAAAAUAUUAGCUGAGAUUUUGAAUCGGAUACAACUUUCAAUCGGUAGCUAAGAAAAGAAUCACUAUAAUCGUUUUGCUGAUAAUCUUCUCAUAGUUGUACUCGCUAAAAGAAAACUGAAGAAGAGAGUAAUCAAUUUAGGUUUGAAAUGAAACCGUGAUUCUGUUGUCGUGAAAAAUGUUUCUAUAUAAUUUCUUGAAUUCGUAUAGUGGUAUUCACAUUUACAUUUUGGCAAGAGCUAUUGAUUCACACAAUUUCCAUAAUUUGAUCGAUAUACUAAAAAAUUUAGUGGAAAUGAAACACAAUGUAUCUCACGUAUACAAAAUAUACGUUCUGGGCUAACUAUUUUUGUCCAAAUCAUAAUGAUCUUUAAUCUACUAGUUUAUUCUGCGAAUCUGAUGAAUAUUAAUCUGUUAAAAAAUAGAAAAUUUUCAUUAAAAUCUGAAAAUAAACAGAGAUUCAUACUAAGAUGGAAAAAAUAAGAGUUAUUAGUGUAACACAUUCAAACCGAACAUAACUGUCUGAUGCAAAAGCUGUGCUAAAUCUUGCUCAUUUUUCUUGUAGGACCAGUUGAAAUCGACAGUACCAGUUAAAACAAUUGAGUUUUCAGCACCAAGGAAUGAACGUCAAAUAGCCGUGAGAGAUGCAACGCGACAUGCAUGGAAAGCUUAUAAAGCAUAUGCAUGGGGUAACGAUGAAGUGAAACCAAUAUCGAAAAAACCAUCGUUAUGGUUUGGUCUUGGUUUGACAAUUGUCGACUCUAUUGAUACAUUAUAUAUAAUGAAUAUGGUAGAAGAAUAUAUGGAUGCCCGUGAAUGGAUCAGUACUUCGUUUGAUAUCGAUUCACCAUCAUUAGAUAAAUUUAAUUCACAUUUUGAAAUAACAAUAAGAGUUUUAGGUGGAUUAUUAAGUGCAUAUCAUCUGAGUGCGGAUCCUAUAUUUUUAAAAAGAGCCGUCGAAUUAGGCGACAGACUGUUGAUAAAUUUCAAUACAGCCUCUGGCUUACCAUUAGCAGAAAUUAAUAUUAAAAGAAAAACGGCUAGUGGAUAUCGGUGGACAAGUGAUGCCUCCACAUCCGAAGUGGGCUCAGUUCAAUUAGAAAUGAGAGACUUAUCACGUUGUACUGGUGAUAAAAAAUAUGAAACAGCGGCUGACAGAUCUUCAAAUGUACUUCAUGGUGAAUCGAAAAAAGAUGGUCUUGUACCAAUUUUUAUUAGUCCAUUAACGGGUCAUUUUUCCGGCGGUGUCGUUUCGUUUGGUGCUCGUGGAGAUUCAUAUUAUGAAUAUUUACUCAAACAAUGGUUGCAGACAGGACAAACGAAACAAAUGUUUUGGGAAGAUUGGAUUGAAUGUAUUGGCGGUGUUCAAAAACAUCUUUGGCGACAUUCUUAUCCACAACAAUUUUGGUUUGUUGGUGAAUUAUUGUCAAUGUCUUCUUUUAGUCCAAAAAUGGAUCAUUUGGCAUGUUUUUUAGCGGGUAAUUUAGCAUUAGGUUGGCAUUUUCAACGUAAUUUAACAUAUUUAUUGGAUAUGGCUAAAAAUUUAACAACAACAUGUUAUGAAAUGUAUCGAAAACAUGAAACGGGUUUAAGUCCUGAAAUCACUUAUUUUAAUAUUGAUCCAAGUUCAAAUGAUGAUCUUGUUAUUCGUGAUAAUGAUGCUCAAAAUUUGUUGCGCCCAGAAUUUAUUGAGUCAUUGUAUUACAUGUACUAUUUAACAAAUGAUAGAAAAUAUCAAGAAUGGGGUUGGAAAAUAUUUGAAUCAUUUGAAAAAUAUACACGAGUUCCAGAUGGCGGUUAUACAACAAUCGAUGAUGUUGUACAUAAAGAUAAUGUAAGACCACGAGAUAAAAUGGAAUCAUUUUUCUUAGCUGAAACAUUAAAAUAUUUUUAUUUACUCUUUGAUGAUACUAAUUUGUUUCCGUUUGAUAAAUGGAUAUUUAAUACGGAAGCACAUCCAUUACCCAUUUACAAAUUUUAA
Didymodactylos carnosus is the source of this 3123-nucleotide messenger RNA. NCBI's taxonomy places the organism in Eukaryota, Metazoa, Rotifera, Eurotatoria, Philodinida, Philodinidae. The record is from the annotation of a GenBank genome assembly.